This is a messenger RNA of Ylistrum balloti, 1458 nucleotides long. RefSeq names its product peroxisome proliferator-activated receptor delta-like. The record is from RefSeq and is a predicted model, not a curated record. Gene Ontology annotation, molecular function: nuclear receptor activity; zinc ion binding; RNA polymerase II cis-regulatory region sequence-specific DNA binding. Lineage: Eukaryota; Metazoa; Mollusca; Bivalvia; Pectinida; Pectinidae. Bases 1 to 1458 code for a protein of 485 amino acids. The transcript has 8 exons. Gene Ontology annotation, biological process: positive regulation of transcription by RNA polymerase II; regulation of lipid metabolic process; hormone-mediated signaling pathway.
AUGUCAACAGCCUUGUUACCAAAUGGAAUUUUCACAGAGUUUAGUCUGCAACAUGAGCAUGAAGAUUUUUCUGAUUUGGACACUGAACGCCUUUUAGUCGAUAUCCACCAAAAUGACCGAGUAACAUCAAAGACCAUGCUGAUAAACAUUGGCCAGGAUUCCUGCGUGUCUGGAUCUUCAUUAUCACAAGCUCCAUCACCACAAUCUGCCUUGUCUUACUCGUCUUCAACAUCAUCUUCAUCUCCAGUUCCCUCUCCAUCACCAUCAUCAGAACUUGGCAGCCUGAACAUUUUCUCCCUGACUAGGGCACGUCCUAGUUCCACCUCUUUAAUGAGUGGUCAAAGUAAACAGCUGUACACGACAGAGCUUGAAGUGAUUUGUCGCAUCUGUGGGGACAAAGCAUCCGGGUUCCACUAUGGAGUGCACUCUUGUGAGGGCUGCAAGGGGUUCUUCAGACGGACGUUAAAGAAGAAAUUGACAUAUGAAGCAUGCAAAAACGGCAAACAGUGCAAGUUAGACACAGCGUCUCGGAACAAAUGUCAAGCCUGCCGCUUUCAGAGAUGUCUCAAUGCUGGCAUGUCACCCAAUGCGGUGCGUUUUGGAAGAAUGCCAAAAGUUGAAAGAGAGAAACUUGUUGCCGAUAAAGAAGAACUUUCAAAAAACAGCUGUCAGAGGAUAGUAGAGCUAAGGGCCUUGUCAGAUCAUAUAAAGGCUUCAUUCAGAGAUUUCUUUGGAGAACCAAACCUAAUGACUGACAAGAACAAAAAUGGAAAAGAACUGAAAGUCACAACCAAAUUUGACAACAAAACUGACAUAGUGAACUUGAUGACAUCAGAAGAUUUCCAUAACCAAGGUGUUUUUACCUGCUACCAGAAAAUGAUUGUCCCUCUGAUGCAGGCUUCUGUUAAGUUUGCCAAAAGAAUCCCUGGCUUCACAUGUCUACCUCUAAACGACCAGAUCAGCCUCAUGAAACAGGGCACAUUGGCUGUCUCAGUAAUCAUGAUGCAUGACAUUGCAGAUUGUGACAGUGUAACCCUGCGAGAAUCUCAGGGAGAUAUGUCAAUUCAUCGGUCAGCAGUCCAUUCCUGUACGGAGGCCUCUCUAUUACUAAGCCACCAUCUCCGAGUAGCUGACAGAAUAACAAAACUUCAGUUACAGAGGGGUGAGCUAGCCCUGUUCUGUGCUGUGGUGCUCAUUGCAGAAACUCCAGACAUCGCUGACGUGAAACACUUAGAAAACAUGCAGAUGGACUUACUGCAGGCUCUGCGCAUUGAGUUAAAACAUAAUCAUCCGAAAAACAUCAAAAUUUUUCCAUCGUUGCUUGUACUUAUAUCUGAUUUACGACAAAUUGUGGAGGAGUUCAGUGACAAUUUACGGAAGAAAGUCUUCGAUCUUUCUGACAACUUUUCCAAUGUAUUACCACUUGUUAGAGAAAUUUUUGACCUUCCUGUGUGUUGA